This is a messenger RNA of Rubroshorea leprosula, 625 nucleotides long. Lineage: Eukaryota; Viridiplantae; Streptophyta; Magnoliopsida; Malvales; Dipterocarpaceae. The record is from the annotation of a GenBank genome assembly.
CUCAACAAGUGUGGGUUCUUUCGAAUCUAGGCGCUGGUUCCUUGAACCUAGCACGCCUAUUUGGAACCCUGGCAUGGGUUCCUUCAAACCCAGCACAUUUGUAGUUGAUCAUGGCUGUAUUGAAUAUAAAGCUUUUACUGUUACUAAUGGCAGUGAGCAGGUUGCUGAUCACGGCGAAAUUGAAUCCGAAGCUUCUGUUAAGCAAGAAGGAGGAGAAGAAGCAGAUGACAAGGAACGAGAUGUGAAGCUCGAGAAUGGAAAUGGCGACGGUGAUAAUUUAGAAGAAAAUGGAGGAAGAGGUGGAAUUAGAAGUGGUGUUUACUUUGACAAACUUGAAGGUAUUAUUCCUCCUUUCCAUCCUCAACUACUAGUUCAUGCAUUGAAUCCACCGUUGGAGUUUUUGAAAUUCAGUCCAAGAGAAUUCAUAUUGUUGGAUCCACCAAUAAACCCAAGCCUUGAGUUCGAUGGAACUCAAGCACUGGAUUCCUUUGAACCUAACAUGUUUGGGUUCAUUGGAACUUAGUGGCAAUGUUUUUCAAUUCGAAUCGGAGGUCAAAUCAUUUUGACCUUUGGUUCACAGUUUGAACAAUGUAAUCGGUUUAAUUAAUAAAACCGUCGAGUUGAU